This is a messenger RNA of Annulohypoxylon maeteangense, 2543 nucleotides long. Its product is annotated as membrane bound O-acyl transferase family-domain-containing protein. The transcript has a single exon. The record is from RefSeq and is a predicted model, not a curated record. Bases 461 to 2281 code for a protein of 606 amino acids. Lineage: Eukaryota; Fungi; Ascomycota; Sordariomycetes; Xylariales; Hypoxylaceae. Gene Ontology annotation, biological process: lipid metabolic process.
CACAACAUCCACACGGACUGUCUUCUGAUUAAGGCGUGAUGCUUUUUGGGCAGAGCGGCUGGAUCAUGUCUCAUCUCAUGUCUUACUUACUGAGGUUGGUAAGAUAAAUGCCUUAAAAAGCUACACCGGCUCGGAGGUACGGAGCACAUGGCACACGGGCGUGAAGCACAUUUCAUCUACGUCAACGAAGACCCUUAUUCAGAUAUGCCUUCUGCUUCAGAAACUAUGGGCAUAGAUAUCCUGAUUUAGCAUUAAUAUUGGACCAUCUUCGCCUUGGUUAUCUAUUUUUGAUAAAUCGGAUAUAUUUAAAGCAUUCUCCCUUCUCGGAAGGUAUAGGAAGCUGAGCUAGAACUGAACGUGGCUGUUACCUAAAUUAUCAACAAGGUUCACCGCUGAACAGGCAUGCACGUCUCUGGGUAGAAAGCUUGAGUGUAACCUUGUUUCCCCGGAUCGUUAAGAGAUGGACCACCAAAAUGCCAAUCUAGCAACGACGUACCGAGAACUCUAUCGCGCAAAGUUUCGGGAUGAUGUGAAAGCGGGUACCAAGACACCGCUCUUGGUUCCGUUACACUUGCUUGGCCUCUGGAUUUUGCCAACCCUGUAUUUGGCUAUACCACACAAGAACCGACCAUGGCUAUAUCGUGCCAGAUGGCUCGUCCUCGCCUUUAUCGUUAUUUUCAACUCUAACAUGAUACUCAACGUCUCGAGCUCCGAUUUUGGUGUUGCUUAUGGCGCUGGACUGAUUGGUGCUUGGGGUAUCGUAUGGACUUUCACGUUGCUCAUAUGGACCAGACCACAGUGGGAAGCCAAAAGAGUAAAUAUCAGAAGAAAAAGGAGGCCGGAGGACGUGAAGAGUAAUUUCCUUGCAGAGCCAAAGGCCCAUGUAUCACCUCAAACUCUAGGAAAUGGUCAUGCUCUUACGAAUAAACAGCAGAACGGGAACUGCACCAAAGAGAGCUCUAGAGAGGAGCCCAAAACAACUGGCUUAGAAGUAAACGGACAUGGAAACAACGACAAUGGAUCGCCUCAUUGCAUUAAGGAAAGACGGAUACAUGCCGAGACGUUGAAGCUGCCUGAGAAAGGAACCGAUAUCUCGGAAGCAUCAUCGUCACUACAAGAAAACGGAAAUGGUGUCCAUUCAGCAGCAGAACUCGAAAAGCUAGCAGCCGAACAAGAAUUCGAGUACUACUGGCAAGAAUAUCCAGCGAACGACUCCUUUUGGACCCGGCUAGACUGGGCAUUCGACAUCGUCAGCACAUUCCGCAUGACAGGAUGGAACUGGGCUAUCUCAUCUCUCCCGCCCUACGAACCGCCCCCCAAAGCCGGCGACUACCAACUCCCCCUGAGCUCCGUCGGCCCGCAAAACACGCGGCAGGGGUACUCACGAUACACCUCUUACAAAAAGCUCUUCCUCAACCGAUUCCUGCACCACAUCCUCCCCGCCUACAUCAUCGCGGACUUCUGCGCCGUCUCCAUGACCGCAGACCCGUACUUCAUCCUCGGACCCGAGCACACCAAACCCCUCCCACCACACCUCUCCUCCCUCCCCCCAACCACCCUCUUCCUCCUCCGUACCUUCCUCUCCUUCACCGGCACCCUCAGCGCCCUAGACCUCCUCUUCAACGCCGGCCAGCUCGCCCUCGCCUUCCUCCCACCCUCCCCGCAAAUCCUCCGCUUCCGCACACACCCCUGGCACCUCCCCACCGUCAACGGCUCCUUCGUCCAAGUCCUCGACCGCGGCCUCCCCGGCUUCUGGGGCGCUUGGUGGCACCAGACCUUCCGCUUCGGCUUCUCUGCCCCGACGCAGUAUCUACUCCGCCACGGAUACAUCAGCCCCAACACCCCGGCCGCGAAACUAACCGCCGCUGCUUUCGCGUUCUUGACUUCGGGCUUUCUACACGCGAGUGGUAGCUAUUCCACUGUGCCGACACAUACCCGCUGGUACGCGCCCCCGCUGUUCUUCUUCCUCGCGGGCGUCGGGACCAUGCUGCAGUCGGCAUUGGCGCGUCUGCUGCACGGGUACAUAGCGAAGCUACCCCGGUGGGCGCGGAGGGCGGGGAAUCUAGCGUUUGUGACGGUGUGGAUGUGCGCUACGAGCUGGCUGCUCGUAGACGAUUUCAGCCGCUGCGGGUUAUGGCUUUUCGAGCCCGUGCCUGUUUCCGUGUUCCGCGCCUUUGGACUGGGGCCCGAGGGUGAUAGGCGCGUGUGGAGGAUGGAUCAGAGUUUUAGGUUGGGGUGGUAUCGCGGGGAGAGGUGGUGGGAGGUUGGGCUUGCGGUUUGAUUUGAUAUGGUAUGUGUAAGCAGUUUGUUAUUCACUUGGAUAGAUAGACGUUUAAGUGCGCGAGACUUUAGACUACGGGAGCGAGGCAUGGCCCGGUGCAUACGGACAGGCAUAUAGAAUGGCAUGGUUUUGGCUUCUAGACUAGAAGUCGGGUAGUGCGCAAUAGGAGUAUUUUAAUUAGACUGAAGUUUAUUUGGGGUAUAGAAGCGUGUAAGAGUCCUAUUCAAUUUACACGAAAAAGCGAGUUCAUUGGGGCUGAGAA